Pyrenophora tritici-repentis Pt-1C-BFP is the source of this 1401-nucleotide messenger RNA. The record is from RefSeq and is a predicted model, not a curated record. Lineage: Eukaryota; Fungi; Ascomycota; Dothideomycetes; Pleosporales; Pleosporaceae.
AUGCGCUUCUCUUACCGUUGUCUCGUUGUCUUGCUCGUCCUUGCUCUAUGUCUGCAAUUAGCAACCGCAGCUCCCCAUGCUGCCGUUCGUCGCCAGGACGAGCCCCCUGCUGAAGAAACGCCCGCCCCAAUCCAGGGCACCGCGUCUCAGCAACCUGCACCAACUCCCUCCACAUCUGCAGUACCCUCAUCGCGCAUUGAGUCUGAUGCCCCGUCGUCGACACCUGCUUCAUCAGUGAAGCCUUCAGAAGCACCUUCCACUAACACCAAUGCGCCUUCCACACCUGCUUCUGGCGUACCAUCGCCAACAAGCUCUACCUCUCCGGUUUCUGGUAACCCUCUACCAAUUGUUCCCACUCUUACCCCCGCAAUGGGCAUCACUGGCGUAAUUUUACUGCUUAGCGGCUUAGCAUAUGCCAUUAUUGGCAUCAAAAAGAAGAUGGUAUAUGUCUUCGGAUCUGCUGCCUACCUGACAGCUCUUGCCGUCACCGUGUUGGUGGUUUACCUGAUGAACGCACCCGUCUCCAAUGCGGUCCAGGGUGCUUUUUUCAUUGCAGCAUUCUUUACCGGUGUCAUUUUCGGUAUCCUAUCGCUAGUCUUUGCAGACAUCAGUGAAGGUUUUGGCUGCUUGCUUGGUGGUUUCUGCCUAAGCAUGUGGUUCCUCAGUCUCAAAGAGGGAGGCUUGAUCAGUUCCAGCACCGGUCGGGCAAUCUUCAUUGGAUGUAUGACUGCUGGUGGCUACUCGCUGUCUUUCAGUCACUACACCCGCAACUACGGUCUAAUUGCAUCCAUCGCAUUCUCAGGCGCCACUGCUACCAUACUCGGUAUAGACUGUUUGGCUGGCUCAGGCUGGAAGGAAUUUUGGCUGUACAUCUGGAACCUCAACGACAACAUAUUCCCAUUGAACACAACCACUUACCCAUUAACCAAAAACAUCAAGGCCGAACUAGCUGGUGUAGUCAUCAUCGCCCUUGCUGGCAUCGUCUCCCAGAUGCGGGUCUGGAAAAUAGUCAAGGAGCAUCGCACCAAGACAGCUGCCCAGCAACUGGAAAGGCAACAGGAUCUUGACCGUGAAGAGGAGGAACGAGGCCGCAAGGUCGAGGAUAACUUCCAGAAAGAACGUGCUCAAUGGGAAGCCGCAUAUGGUAAUGGGCCGAACCCAGAAGAUUCAAGCAGUCAAUCUUCCCUUGAAAGCCCCAAGGUCUCCGCUAUCGUCCAAGAGAAAGAAGUGCCUCGCAACGACAGCAUGGAAAUGCUCGCAAGCCCGAGGAAGGGAAUCAAGAAGCUCGGUGGGAACAAGAAGCAAUCAGGCACCACUGUCACAGUUAACGUUCUCAACGAUGAUGCCAUUCAGCAAAUCGACGCAGAAGGCAACCCGACCACGAACGAACAUGGCGAUGCG